AUGUACAACCAGGAGAAAAUUAAGGUUUUCGUGCGCUGCAGACCUUUGAUCCAAAGGGAAAUUGAAGCUUCUUGCGAAAAACAGUGGAAAUGUGUUGGUAAGACCAUCCAACGCCGAAUUGCCAGUGGCGUCGCGAGGCAGCCCAGUCACUGCGCAUAUUCUUUCGACAACGUGUUCGAUGAGGACGACUCGAAUCAAACGAUCUAUGACGAAAGUUUUCGUGAGAUCAUUUGCGCGGCAAUGGAAGGCUUCAACGGAACGGUAUUUGCUUAUGGUCAAACAGCGUCCGGCAAAACACACACGAUAUCGGGUAAUAAAGAAGACCCCGGAUUGAUACAGUACGGUAUCGGCGAGAUUUUCAGCAUCAUUGAGAACGUAAGUGCCAAAAUGGGUUCAAGCGUUCUGUGAAA
This is a messenger RNA of Soboliphyme baturini, 410 nucleotides long. Lineage: Eukaryota; Metazoa; Nematoda; Enoplea; Dioctophymatida; Soboliphymatidae. The record is from the annotation of a GenBank genome assembly.